AUGUUUUCAUCCAAAAUUUUUGCUAGUGUCCUGUUGUGUUCAUUGUUCCUCAAAUGUGCUAGUGAAAGAGACAUCUUCGUUUCACCAGGCGGAAAUGAUUCUUCAAAUUGCAGUGCGAGCUUCAAAUGCAAGACUCUCGACAGAGCUUUAGGGCUCGCUCGUGGAUUAAACUCAACAAGAAUAUUACUGAGCAAAGGAAAUUACUCGCUGAACACAAGCCACAGUUUUACGAAGAUUGUUUCCUUUGGUCUCUUUGGAAAUACUUCUUACGAUCAUGACGAUCAAAUCAGCUGUCAAAUUACAUGCGAGCCAAAUGUUAGUCUCUCGUUCACCUUCAGCGAAAAUAUUUCCUUUGAGGGAGUCAAGUUUCGGAAGUGUGGUGGUUGGCAUCAGAGUUCUGCGGGGAUAAAUGAGCAAUACCCAUAUUUUAAGGGGGCAAAAUUCAAGACUGCCUUAGAUUUUCGAUACUGCAGAAACCUUCGUAUAUCAAAUGUUGAAAUUUGUUCGUCCCCAGGGCUUGGCGCUAAUUUGUACGAUGUUGGGGGAGUUGUGAACUUCACAAACAGUUUGUUUGCAGAUAAUUACGCUUUAAACGAAAGUAGUUAUGACAGAUGGAUUUUUAUCAGCCCAGAUGGAAGCUAUGUUUACUCCGGAGGCGGUGUUAAUCUCAUGUUAAAUCAAUAUAGUCACAAUACGUGGAACGUGACUCCUGGUGAACACGAUUCAUAUCAACACAAUAACAUUUACGAAUUUUCAAAUUGCCAUUUUAUGAGAAACAGAGCUAUGUGGCUGAACAACACCAAAGAUAAUAACGGAAUGAACACACUAAAACUUCCUUUUAACCGUGGAGGUGGAUUAGCCAUGUAUUUCCAAGGGAAUGCAAGUGGGUGUCACAUUAAAAAUCCAGUCAUGCGUUUUUGCGAACAACAAAGCAUCGUGGGGUGGAGGUUUUCAAGUUGA
Molecule: messenger RNA, 960 nt
Organism: Porites lobata
Lineage: Eukaryota; Metazoa; Cnidaria; Anthozoa; Scleractinia; Poritidae
Source: the annotation of a GenBank genome assembly